AUGACUCGUCGAGCGGAGAAGGAUCAGAAAAAAAUUUUAUUGGAGGUCGAGGCCCAUGUUAAGGCCUUAAAGACUCUUGAAUAUGAGGUUUAUAGUUUGAAGAAGAUGUUACAUACUUUAGUCCAAUUCACUAUGCAAGGUGUGUUUGAGGUCUGCGAUAAGGGACACAAUCAUGCAAGACAUGUGUUUGAGUCGUAUCAAAUAUGCAAAAGGCAUUUACUCUAUAUCGGACAUGCAGAACUUCGGGUAAAACAAUGGUGCUCGGAGGACAUUGACCAUAAACCACCUCUCUCGGGCUCCAGUCCUGGUGGAAGCAAUUGUAUUGGCUGGGUGACUCGAGGUUGUAGUUUGUUGAGACCUCUGGAUCUUCGACCGACUCUAUUUCUUGAUGCCCCGCCCCGGGGUCACGUGGAAGAGGUAUUUUACCAGAAGGUUGUCAUCGAGAACAAUUGUUCUCCUGACCUAAGUGAUGGAGAAAAAUGA
Molecule: messenger RNA, 483 nt
Organism: Vicia faba (fava bean)
Lineage: Eukaryota; Viridiplantae; Streptophyta; Magnoliopsida; Fabales; Fabaceae
Source: the annotation of a GenBank genome assembly